Messenger RNA from Cylas formicarius (sweet potato weevil), 2809 nucleotides. RefSeq lists its product as uncharacterized. Bases 495 to 1403 code for a protein of 302 amino acids. Lineage: Eukaryota; Metazoa; Arthropoda; Insecta; Coleoptera; Brentidae. The record is from RefSeq and is a predicted model, not a curated record. The transcript has 6 exons.
UCGGCGUCAAGUUCGGACGCGGACAGUUUAACUGUUGCUGAAACAUCAUACGCGCGGUGACGUCGAGAACGUGGGUUCGCGCGCCGCUCUUCUUAAGGUACAAAAGUUUCCCGGGGGUGAAAAUUCCUACGAGCGCUUCGUUGUUUCAAAGUGGAUUCGCGGCGCGAUAUAGAGAUCUAAUAGAUGGUAAGUGCAAUCCCACUAACGGCAACUCGGCCCGUGAUAAUUGUGGCAGCAACAAGGACUUAGAACGGGCAAAUUCGAAACCGAUUCGGGCGCAAUAUGGCCACGGAUCCAUGUAAUUACGCCGAUUGACUCUCGAAAAAGCACUCUCUCGGGAGAGAGGUGGAAGCAAUGAUCGGUGUUAAAUCGACUCGUCAUUCAGAUAGCGAUUGUAUCGAUACUUUCGGGGUGGCAGUUGGUUCUCAAGGGGAAAGGUUGAAAGACGUACAAAACGAAACCGACUUACUUGUAAGGAAUGAUCUUAUAUAACCAUGCAGAAACAACGAAGGGAGCUGGGUCUGAAAAGAUUUUGGGCGGCAGUGAAAACUUCUAAUAGCAGUUCCGGGUCGCAGGAUCACGCAGGAGAUGAAGACCUACCUCCUGACUAUGCGAAAGGACCUAAUUGUUCGUUACCUUUACUGCAGGUAUGGCCGAGCUCGGAUUCUCCCAGAGGUGAGGCUGAUGGUCAAAGUUUUGUCUUUCCGGAGUGCACCGACGACAACGUCUCGCAGCAUUCGACGUGUCUCGAUGCUAUCCAACACACGGACUCCGGAAUUGAGUCGACUCAGGUGUCCCCCUUACCUCCACUCGCUCCAGCGUCACCGGUCACUUCGCCUACUCCGAGCGUGCGGAGACCUAGCAGUACGCUCCUGCAUCCCGACCACGCGAGAAUUUUCCGGUUGUACCAACAUCACUCUUCCCCCGAGCAAACAUCGAUGGAGGACAUUUCAGACCAAAACAAUCAUGUGAUAUCGCCAUCCUCUUCAACGACGUCGUCGUUAAACUCCAUAGCGGCUGUUGGGGUAAUUGCCGAAAACUCCAGAGCCAGCGAUUCGUCGGACAGUAGGAGACGAUCGUCUUCAAUGACAACCCGUUACUCGUUAUUCGACGCAUUGGAUUUAGAAUACGCUUUACUGAGGGCGGCUGCCAGAGGCAGCGUGGGACCAUAUUCGUUGAGCGAAAGCUUGCACAAAUUAACGUUUACCCAAAGCUUAGCGUUUCCCGCACUGGCGCGUGGACUGGCAGGAAAACGAAGAAGAUCUCACACCCAAAAUAGCAGCAGACCACUGGAUCCGUCAGAUACGGGACUGAACGCUUUCGCAAAAGUCAUUACAGUACUGGUGCUGGUGUUAGUUAGUGUUUUAGUGUUCGCUGUGGUCUACAAGUUCGUGAGGACGUGAGGAAUGUUUCUAGCCCCCGGCGGGGCUAGAAGCGGAAGAUUUACACUGAGCAGAAACGAUAGUUCGCUCAGAAUCGGCAUCAAUUGAAACAAAUUUAAAGAUGUAGUUAGGUUUAUUACAGACAGAAUUUAAUGUGAUAAGUAACGGGUUGUGAUGUGAUUAAAUAGAUAUUGUAGUGUGAACGGUUAAUUUGCAAACCGUUGCACCAAUUUGGAACGUUAAUUUCGUCUCCAGUUUCAGUUUUGAGUAAGCGUAAGUAAUAUUAAAUUGUCUAAUAAGCCUUGUAAUGAAUAUUAGUCAUACGCUUUGAAACUGAAUUGCUUGAGAAAGCAUUUUAAAUUUUUACAUUUAUUUAUACCUGCCACCAUGAUAGGUCGAACUUACAUAAGAAAUUAUAAAAUUGCACAAAUAUUAAAAGAUUCCUUCGACUUAGAUUUUAUUGAAAUUGUCUUUUGUAACGAUAAUCUUUUCAAGAAAGGGGAAUUCACUAGAUGAAGUUGUUCAUGAGUUACCCAACCGAAAAACAAGGUAUUUGCUUAAUGUAGAAGGCAAUGUGUGUUCCAAUCGCAGUGAUCCAUCUGUCCUGAACGUUGUAAAAUAAGAACAAUCGAAGUUAGAAAUUCUUUCAGGUAUUAGGCAAGCGAAAUUAACAGUUCCAAAUGAUGCACUGGACCAGUUGCAACAAAUAAAAGUGUGUGCUUGUCAGAAAGUACGUUUUUGUAAGGCCAUGUCGUGAUCUGUGUAUUAAUUUGAUUGUUGGGCUGUUCAUAUAUAUUGCGCCAGUGUACUCAAACAUAAGCGAAAACUAACAGUUAUUUGAAGAUCAACUUACUUUUAACAUACUUUAUUAAAUUGAACACUACCUUGAAGCAAGUGACAUUUAUUGUGAUUCAAGGGCAAAUGAAAACCAUCGCAACGAACAAAAUUCUUGUUAAAUUCACUUGUUCCAACCCACAGUUGAUUUGCAGUGUGUUUUCCUGAUGUACUUGCGCGAUUUUUCUGAGAUCUAUUGUUAAAAUUAUUUAAACAAUUUGUACGUUCACAUAAUCAUAUUUUCAUUCACUUCACAAAAUUUCAGUAUAAAUAAACAUUAAAACUCCUGUCGAUGACAUUUUGAAAUGUUUGUUAAAGGUUUUCAUUUGAGGAUUCAUAUCUGAUUUCUAUUAGAGAUUACAGCCUUCAAUCAUUUUGUUAUAUUUUGUAGCCACAUGUUUGCUACCGAACCCAGCGAAAAUAAUCGAAACAAAACUGGUUGAAAUGAAAGCCUACAAUGUUGGUCAAUUAAAGAAAUUUUAUGUCUUGUGACUCUUGAAAUUAAAAAAUCUAUUGCAUUGUACUACACCAGAAAUAUUAAGCUAAUUUUAUUAUCAGAUAUUUUACCUCACGAGAUUCUUUAUUGUGAUGAA